Messenger RNA from Paramormyrops kingsleyae, 3720 nucleotides. It is a transcript of the gene themis, whose product is annotated as thymocyte selection associated. Gene Ontology annotation, cellular component: cytoplasm; nucleus. The record is from RefSeq and is a predicted model, not a curated record. NCBI's taxonomy places the organism in Eukaryota, Metazoa, Chordata, Actinopteri, Osteoglossiformes, Mormyridae. Gene Ontology annotation, biological process: T cell receptor signaling pathway.
CAUGAAUUUUAAAAAGGAAAAAAAAAAUCAAACUGCUGUAAGGCUAACCUACUUCGGAGGAACCCUGGUUGCAAAGUUGUCUCGGGUUUCCGGAGGCAGAGAGAGCGAGAGAGUGUGAGUCUCUUGGAGGCUGGGUCACGGUUUUGCUCUGCGUGUCCGUUUUGUGCGACGAGAUCCCUGUGCCUCAGCCUCUCCCACGGAGCCGUCGGCGGCCAGCACUCUCUCCAGGAUGUGUAGGACAGUCUGCACAGGGAGGUCAUUCCUCUGAGAUCGUUUUUUCAUAUUCUUACUGCCAUCCUGCUCCCCAAAAGAACAACGACAAAUGAUGGCGAUGAUGCUGGAUGAAUUCACGCGCACUGUUGAUGUGGCGUCUUUGCCUCGAGUGCUGCACAUUCAGUCAGGGGUUUAUGUGGAAGGGUCUGUGUACGAGAUGUUUGGCAGAGAAUGCUGCCUUCCCACCGGGGAGAUCAUGAAGAUCAUUGGGAUAAACACCUGCAUGCUAACAGCAGAAAUCGAGGCAGUGGAUUGUGAGGCCCAAAUCGUCAGCUUACCUUUGUACUUCCCUGGUCUCUUCAGGAUCGUGGCAGAUGAAAGGCCGUACCUCACCAUCGGAGAGAUCACCGGAUCCGUGCGCAUUGGUCCUGAGCCGUUAGGCCAGCCUGUGUUCCGCUGCUCCCACGACCUGCCGCAGGCCAACGCGCCACUGCGGGGGGGCGAGUGCUUCACCUUGGUGUCUCUUGAGUCGGACGGUAGCGAGGGCUACGUGGAGUGCAGGGUCACGGGGAGAGAUGCGAAGCAGCACUUCACGCUGAAGCUCUCUCAGCAGGGGGAAUUCUACGAGUGUGAGGACGACCAGUUCUACACGCUUAAGGAGCUCGCCGAGUGGAAGAUGGCAAAGGGCAGGAAGAGGAGGGUGAAGCUCGCCCAGGCCUUGCUGAAGAAGGAUUUGUGCUUCUAUGACCUGCCUGAGAACUACAGUGGAGAACUAAUCCUUUCACCCGUUUACGAACUGCAGGCUGUGAUGAAGUACCGAAAGGAUGUUGUUCGCAUUCCAUCCACUUUGGACGUGGAGGUCAUAGACAUAACAGACCAGUUUGACGGUGACUGCUUCCCUCAGCUGUUAUCACUGAGUGAUAUCUUCAAGAAGCCCAGUGAGGAAUUUCCUAUCUUGGCUGAGGUUAUAGAGCCCCCACUGCACACUAAGGAGGAGUUCCAGUUCCUUAUUUACUGCAAGCAAAUCAUCAUCCACGCUGCAUGUUCAGCGAAACGAAUCCUAGCAUCUGAAAUCCGUAGCGACUCCCAGAGACGCUUCCUCAUCCCACUUUCCUACAAAGGGAGAUUGAAGCGAAGGCCACGAGAGUUUCCUACGGGGUAUGAUUUGGAGGUGGCCAAGAGAGACAAGGAACAGCUCCACGUGGUGGCAACUCGAGCCUUUGAGUCUCACUAUGAGGGGCUUUCCACUGUGUUCGUGGGGGACCAGUAUCUGGUACAGGGAAAGGAAACUAGCGAGGUUAUCUAUGGAGGAACGCGCAAGACAGUGGAGGCCUUGGCCUGCGAGAAGAUAGAGGGCAAAAACUAUCAGUCUGUGCUGAUUCCACUGUAUCUGGAUGGCGCCUUUGUGGAAGUUAUCCAUGACAAAAAGCAAUAUAGUAUCUCCGAAGUCUGCCAGAGAUUCCACCUUCCGUUCAAUGUCAAAGUGUCGGUGCGAGACCUUUCUGUGCCAGAGGACACCCUGGCAGCUGUUCCUGGGCUGUGUCUGGAGGAGGAGAUCACAGACCCAUAUCUGCUCGUCUCCAGCCCGGAUUUGUCGCAGUGCUGGGAGGUGCCUGUCAACCGAACCUUCAUGACCGUGCAGGUCCUCCCCAGAAAGCAGGGUGCCGGGCCGCAGCCCUACGCACACGCCGCUGUGGAGGAGAUCGGCGAGGACUGCUACUACACCCUUCGCAGGUACGCCUCGGCCACACUGUGCCCCCCGCCCCGGCCGCCCAAGAAGCCGAAACAGCCCCCGCCGGAAUCGGUCAGACUGCCGCUGCCAAAGGAGCAGAGAUCUAAUCCCACAGGCUCGCCAAAGUGUCCAAACCGUGCGCUAAAACCUGUCAUUCCUGAGGAAUCUGAUCAAGCUCAUGAACGUCUUUCGCCAAAAAGUGAGAAGUUAACAUCAGCUCAAGGCGCUGUUCCACAUGUGGAUCACCAAAGAGCCAUGCAUGAAAACAGCAAUUGUGGGAACACGAGUGUUGAGGACGAUGAUGAAGAUAAGCACGAUUACGAGUACAUAGAUGAAAACACAAUCGAAAGCAUCAGAACCAAAUUCCAAAAUCAAAAUAUUAACAAUACUGUUUCAACAAAAGCAAAUAACAGGUAUGAACAGUCAGUGUAGAUCCAAAAGAGAGGGGGGGGGUGUUUAGUUUGGGCUGGAUAUAACAUAAUUAAACUGACUAGGAGAUUCAUUCUCUGCAGUUUUCAGCCCUGGUGAGAUCCCUGUCGUCUUACCCUUUGAGAGGUACAGUGAUUUUAAGCAUCGCUAAAUAACCAGCUGUAUAGAUGGGCAAAAUAUACAGAAUAAUUUAAAAAGUGCGGUCUAUCUGAAUGGGAGAAAACCAACUGGAUGUCAGCAUUUUCUAAUUGCAUUAUUUAUUUUAUUAUGGACACACGACGCGGAAGCCUCUGUGAUCAAGGCUACGCAUUCGUCAGUGACCACGCCUUUCUGAAACACGCUAUGGCAUAUAUAAGUAGCAAAUGUGGAUGUUGGAGCAAAUUAAUGGAUGUCAGCAAAAUAUUCUUUCCAACCAAAAUACAAACUCUUUUCUUGUUCUUUUUACUUUCAUUUCAUGAGAAUCUGUCCUGAGAUAUUUAUUUUUAUUCUUGCCGCUAAGUUGUAAAUGUGGCUUUGAAUGUGUGAAUUUGAAAGAACCAGGCCUUUUCCUACAAAUAUAUAAUCCUAUAAAUAUGGUUUGUGUGAGAACUUAACUGCAACAAGGACUUGGGGUUUGACUGGGAUUAGGAAUUGGCCACCGGUCUUUGGGGCCUCUCACAUCGGAAGGGGGGGGGGGGCCCAUGGACUCCCCGGGAAGAUGCCAGAUGGCCAGUCCAGGGCUGAGUGCACUUCAGCUCUUCAGGAUGAUCAUUCAAAGCGACGACAGAGGAAGCCAUAUCCAUAGAAUAUGGAGAGAGAGGGAUUAUUUAGCCUUGGAUACCACGGUAAUCAAUUUCUAGUUUGACUUUGCGAAGCUUCAUUAUACCCAAAUAUAAUAUAAGGUUACGGUGGUUGUUUUUUUUUUUCCAACUAAUUAUUUAAGCACUUAAGUAAAAUACCACUUGACAUACUUAAGUGUUGUUAACCCAGAUACCCCCAGAUAGAACACAUUCAUUUAUGAUGUUUCCCUGUCAAAUUGUCUUGUUUCCAAAAGUAAAGUAUUAAGUAUCUACCAUUAUCCUGAUUCAAUUCUCACAAGGUGUUCUGUCUAUAAAAUUGUAAUGUACCCUUAAUUAAAUGUUAAAACAUUAAUGAAAUGACAAGUACCUAUGGUUUGAGGGAAUUAUUAUUCUUUUGGAUGGGGUUUCCCCUGCAUUUGCUGGAGUGAAUGAUGGAUGUUGAUACUGAAAAAUAUAUAUGAGCACAUUCCACUAAAUAUGACUUGCUAGUAGAUGUUUAACACCAGUAACAAUAUACAGUAAAUUACCAAAUUCGUUAUGGAAUAAAUAACUGCUUUGUGCUUAAAA